Messenger RNA from Colletotrichum godetiae, 433 nucleotides. RefSeq lists its product as uncharacterized. Bases 161 to 382 code for a protein of 73 amino acids. NCBI's taxonomy places the organism in Eukaryota, Fungi, Ascomycota, Sordariomycetes, Glomerellales, Glomerellaceae. The transcript has a single exon. The record is from RefSeq and is a predicted model, not a curated record.
AAGCGUUUUGCGUGCUCAUACACAUUCACAAUUGUCGUCGGCGUGUAGCACUUGGCAAAGUCCACAUUCAGGUCUUCCGACUUGAGCCGCUGAGUAAUUACCUCAUCCUCUAGAUCCGUGGCUUCCUCUUCCGAUCGGCGACACGCAUGAUUUGCACUAGAUGCCUGCUCGUUCUGUUGCAUUCAUGCACCUUUGCAUCUCGCGUGGCUGCACAUGGCCUACAGACGCAUGGGUAUGGCUAUGCGGGACGGACACACCACGACUGUCGUGUCGUUCCGCUCGGCUUCCGUCGCUUCAGCUCCAUUCUCCCCAUCGGGCUGAUGUAACAGCAGCACUCGCGCGGUCUAUCGUUCUAGAAGCCGAUGUGAACUUAUGGGGCUAAAGUAGAGAUGAUCGUUUGGCCUAAACCCGGAGCAGCUUCUUGGCAGGGGCC